AAGCGCCAUUAGUUUGAAGAAUACUCAAUUUGGAAAUAGAUUUUUUGACUUAGUGGGAAUGAAAGACGAGCAAGUGUACGUAGAUACAACAAAUAGCGACAUGGACGAAAAACACUUCCGAAUUAAUCAUUUGGGGAAGAAUUACAACAUUUACGAAUUCUUAAAUAAUCAUCCGGGAGGCAUAAACUAUGUCAAACCCUACGAAGAUAAAGAAGUCACACAACGGAUGCAACAGACGCAACAUUCGAAAGCUGCCUAUUAUUUGUUGAGAGAGUACAAAGAUGGAGGACGUGACAGUAGUAAUAAAGGUGAUCAGGAAGACUUAGAAGCGUUAGUGGAUUGGAAUAAGCCCAUGUUGGCACAAGUGGCCAACUUGGGGGCGAAAUACAAUGAAUGGGUUAUAUCACCAGUUGAUAGGAAGCUGAGGUUGUUUGGUAACCCAAUUUUGGAGAAUUUAACUAUAACACCAUGGUAUGUGGUUCCGUUGGUUUGGGUGCCAGUGAUUCUUUAUUUUAUUACCUAUGGUACUAGAAGAUACGUGCAGCUCACGGAAGAUCAAGCCCCCUUUAUACCAACAGUAUUAAGUGUAGUAUCAGGUGUCGUCUUAUGGACCCUAAUAGAGUACUCUUUACACCGAUGGGUUUUCCAUAUGGAACCAUCCGGGAAAUCAAGAGUCAUGAUUUAUGUGCAUUUUGCCAUCCACGGCCUUCACCACAAAGUGCCUUUUGAUCCUCGCAGACUAGUAUUCCCGCCAUUUCCUGCCGCUAUAAUAGCAUACAUGUUUUACGAAAUUUGUACGCUUUUCAUCCCCGAUUCGAUUAUUUUUUUAGUUAUAGCAGGAGGGCUAGCAGGAUAUGUUAUUUACGACAUGAUUCACUUUUAUUUGCAUUACGGUUCACCCAGAGAAGACAGCUAUUUUUACCAUUUGAAGCGUUACCACAAUCAGCACCAUUUUGCACACCAUGACAGUGGUUUUGGCAUCAGUAGCGUUUUCUGGGAUAAGGUUUUCGGAUCUGCGAUUAAAUUGAGACAGCUUGCUAUGGCCAUUAAAUGGUGAAAAGACGUACAAAAUUGACCAAAAUUUCAUUGUGUGUUCGUCAGAAGUGUGAUUUUUUAUUAGUCAUUUAUACUUAUUUAAGUUUAUUGUUAUAUUAAAAUUAUUUUAAGGAUUCCAAAUAUAUUUUUUGAUUUA
Tribolium madens (black flour beetle) is the source of this 1192-nucleotide messenger RNA. RefSeq names its product fatty acid 2-hydroxylase (gene Fa2h). Gene Ontology annotation, cellular component: membrane; endoplasmic reticulum. Gene Ontology annotation, molecular function: fatty acid 2-hydroxylase activity; iron ion binding; heme binding. Gene Ontology annotation, biological process: lipid biosynthetic process; fatty acid metabolic process. The record is from RefSeq and is a predicted model, not a curated record. Lineage: Eukaryota; Metazoa; Arthropoda; Insecta; Coleoptera; Tenebrionidae. The transcript has 7 exons. Bases 59 to 1057 code for a protein of 332 amino acids.